This is a messenger RNA of Dermacentor albipictus, 609 nucleotides long. NCBI's taxonomy places the organism in Eukaryota, Metazoa, Arthropoda, Arachnida, Ixodida, Ixodidae. The record is from RefSeq and is a predicted model, not a curated record.
AUGAAUUUGCCCUGUUCGCAUCCCAGAUACGACUUCAAACACGUGACGUCAAGUCCACGGUUCCCGCAGUCCAAUGGUCUCGCCGAGAAGGGUGUCCAAAUCGUCAAAAGGAUCAUGAAGAAAACAAGUGGAACGAGCGAGGACUUCUGGCUGGGUCUACUCUCCUAUCGUUCGGCCCCUCUUGAAGACGGCCGCUCCCCAGGAGAAUUGCUUCAGGGCAGAAGGUUACGUACGCGGCUGCCAGACUUCUGGGCGUGCCCCAGGAAACAAGCACUUAGGCGCCAACCUCGGCAAUUGGCAAGCAGGAAACCCCUACCCGAACUCCAGAAAGAUGCAGUAGUAAGAGUACGGGGAGACACGUGGGACCGCAAGGCUCGAGUCGUGGACCUGGUGGCGCCGAGGUCCUAUCGCGUCGCUACAGAGGACAACCAAAUACUCCGACGCAACCGGCAACACCUUCUAGCCACACGUGAGCUUUUCCGCGCGGACUUGGGAGAAGAUGAAUCCGAGAGCGAGGAGGUUUCCCAGGCGACGAUGCCUGGGAGGGUGUCACCAUCAGAAUCAACCGCAACUACGCCAUUUCAAGCAACGACAGCUGCUUCACAGUGA